Misgurnus anguillicaudatus (oriental weatherfish) is the source of this 3734-nucleotide messenger RNA. RefSeq names its product protocadherin alpha-C2. Gene Ontology annotation, molecular function: calcium ion binding. Lineage: Eukaryota; Metazoa; Chordata; Actinopteri; Cypriniformes; Cobitidae. The record is from RefSeq and is a predicted model, not a curated record. Gene Ontology annotation, cellular component: plasma membrane. Gene Ontology annotation, biological process: homophilic cell-cell adhesion.
UUCAAGUUGAAGUCGAUGAAUUAUGUGCCUCUCCAUCCUAACACAGAGUAGCUUACCCAUCCCACGUCCACCCCUCAUUCUCCCUCGCCCAAAUACACUAAAUGUAACAAUCUCACUCGUGCGCACUUGCCACUGGCCAGAGGCGCGCGCUUUGGUAUUAAAGUAAGAGAUGCAGGGACUUACCACUUCAUUGUCAAUAUCACGCCCGUUCUUUCUUGCGGUGUUACUGUGCAUUUGAGGGGGCUUUUGCAAAUCUACUAACGCUUCUUGAUCCAGUUAUGAGUGCUGAAUUUGAAAGCAUACUUUAAAUUUUUAAAUGGAGCUGCUGAUGUGGACAUGGCAGGUAACCUGCCUGACAUUAAUCGCAUGUGCGGUGGAUGUGGUUUUGGCACAGAUUCGUUACAUGAUUCCAGAGGAACUGGAGCACGGGGCUUUUGUUGGAAAUAUAGCGGAGGAUCUUGGAUUAGACAUCAACAAACUAUCUAUCCGCAGAUUUAGAAUAGUCUCCGGCGCCAAAAAACAAUAUUUGGAGGUAAACUUAGAAAACGGCGUUUUGUUUGUGAAUGAAAGAAUUGACCGAGAAGAGCUGUGCGAGCAAAAUCCCUUUUGCUCAUUUCAUCUCCAGGUUGUUAUCGAGAAUCCAUUGGAAUUAUACAGAGUGGAAGUUGAAAUAUUGGAUGUCAAUGACAACUCACCUGUUUUUCAGUGGAGUGAAUUUAACCUGGACAUCUCAGAAUCGGCUGUGUCUGGAUCGCGCUUCCCACUGGAAAGCGCGCAGGACCUGGAUGUCGGCGACAACUCUCUGCGCUCUUAUUUGCUAAGCGUAAACGCGCACUUUAUCCUGGACGUGCAGACGCGCAGCGACGGCAGCAAGUUCGCUGAGCUGAUUCUUGAGACCCCGCUAGACCGAGAGCAGCAAAGAAAUCACCUAAUGGUUCUUACAGCUGUGGACGGGGGCGCGCCAGAAAGGACGGGUACUGCGCAGAUAAACGUCACAGUCCUGGAUGCGAAUGACAAUGCGCCGGUGUUCGACCAGAACUUUUAUAAAGUUAAACUGGCUGAAAAUGCACCUCGAGGCACGGUGGUGAUUAAACUAAAUGCCACUGAUCUUGAUGAAGGACCCAAUGGAGAGAUCACUUACUCUUUUAGUGGGCACGCUCCGAUGAGAGUGCGUGAGCUGUUCUCUGUGGAUCCCCGCACUGGAGAAAUUAAGGUGAAAGGACUCAUUGAUUAUGAAAAGGCAAGAAUGCACGAGAUAUAUGUGCAAGCUAAAGAUAACGGGCCGUCUGCCGUGGCUGUACAUUGCAAAGUUAUGGUUAAUAUCCUAGACGUCAACGACAAUCUACCAGAGGUGAUCCUUACCUCAGUGUCCACACCUGUCCAAGAGGACGCACCACCUGGCACAGUUAUCGCAGUUAUUAGCGUUAUGGAUAAGGAUGCUGGGGAGAAUGGAAACGUCGAUUGUGAAAUUCCUCAUCACGUGCCAUUUCAGCUACACUCCUCCUUUAAAAACUAUUACACGUUGGUUACGUGUGAUUUUCUAGACAGAGAAACCAUUUCUGAGUAUAACAUUACUCUCACUGCCCGUGACAUGGGAACGCCACCUCUUUUCACCAGGAAAACCAUUUUGGUCCAGGUGUCUGAUAUCAAUGAUAACGCGCCACGAUUUAAGCAGCCCUCCUACACAGUCUACCUAACCGAAAAUAACGCGCCAGGUGCCUCGAUUUGCACAAUCACAGCACAAGACGCAGACGCGGAUCAGAAUUCCUAUUUGUCAUAUUCUGUUUUGGAAAACGACAUCCAUGGGAUGCCAGUGUCCACCUACGUGUCCAUCAAUUCCGACAAUGGCAAUAUUUACGCACUGCGCUCUUUCGACCACGAGCACGUCAGAAACUUUCAGAUCGUGGUUCAAGCGGAAGAUGCUGGCUUUCCGCCCCUCCGCACGAACGUCACUGUAAACGUAUUUGUUUUGGACCAAAAUGACAACCCGCCAGUAGUUGUUGCACCAAUGCCCGUGAAUGAUACAGAAGCUGUUGUAAUUGUACCCAGAUAUGCCGAUGCUGGAUACCUAGUGGCCAAAAUAACUGCCAUGGACGCAGACGCGGGCCAAAACUCACGUCUCUUUUAUGAGGUCCGCCAAGCUACAGAUCUUAGCUUAUUCAGUGUUGCCCUAUACACUGGAGAGAUCAGGACAAUGCGCCGGCUGAUGGACAACGACCCCACGAGGCAUAAACUGAUGGUUUUGAUCAAGGACAACGGUCAGCCACCCCUCUCGGCCACGGCCUCCAUCAUCUUGUCAGUUGUGGACAAUGCGCCCGAAUCUUUGCCUGAUCUCGGUGACCUCGCACUCAGCCCCCAGUACUCAAACCUCGCGUUGUAUUUAAUAGUGUCCCUGGGCGCAGUUUCAUUUACCUUUCUAGUGGCUAUUAUUGUCCUGGCUACAGUUAAAGGAUACAGGGACAGAAACACCAUUCUUCAUUACAGUUCGUCAUGUUGUGGUUUUCAUUCUAAGGCCUCUACCAGUGAUAAUAUUAAUAAAAAGUCUAACUUGAAUAUUCACGUAUCACCAAGACAUAAGGAAGCGGCGCACUGCGUGGAAGUCAACGGGAAUGAUCCAGUCGGUCAAAACUACUGCUAUAAAAUGUACUUAACUCCAGAGUCAUCGAAAAGUGACUUUAUGUUCCUCAAGCCAUGUAGCCCUGCCGGAACAAGUUCUCGAAAUAAUAUCAAGGAUGUGGGCCACAAAACUCUGACUUGGAGCCCAGCAAGCCACAGUCUCGUAACAAAGAAUGAGAUGAUCUCUCCAAACGAAUUCAGAUGGGGCAACAAAGACCAAACACUGACCAAAAACCAGCUCAAUUCUACAUAUAAAAGUCAUACUUCAAUAAAUACAGGUAGGACACUGCAGCGCAGAAUGAUGCAGGACUCGGACAAUUAUGCUUAUCAAUCUGUUUCUCAGUACUGGACUUGGGGGAAUCACAUCCAUGAUUAUAAGAGCUCACCCAAGGUUGGGAGCUUUUCCAACCGCUCAUGGACUCCACGUUACAACCAACCGGAUCCACCUCAACCCCCACCGGAUUAUCAACAUAAUGUUUACAUUCCAGGAACACCAUCUACACAAUGUACGCUUAAGUUAGCUAACAAUGCUGACAUCGAAGUCUACAGCUCGUUCUCAACUUUUGGAAAGAAGAUAAAGCUUAUGCCAAACAAUAACCAACAAGAGGAUGUAGUAAUAACCAAUGAUUUUUUCAAGUAAUUUUUUAAAAACCUGAAUUUAUCACAUAAAAGCAUUUCCUGUUUAGAAAUAGUGCAUUUUAAUUGAAUUGUACUGUAUACUUUACCUUCAUAACUGUCAAAAAAAUAUAACUAAAUAUUUAUUAUUUUUAUAUUAUUAUUAUUAUAAUUGUUUGUCAGGCAUUUUGAAAAAUCUCUGGAACGUAAACAAGUGGUUGCUUAACUGUAGCCUAAUUUAUUUUUAAGAAUAGGCAAUAGUUAUUAUUUUCCAGUUCUAUACCUCUUGUUCUUUAUGUACAAAAUCGUUUAAUAAUAAAUGUUAUUUUUAUUAAAAGAGUAUUUUAUAUUUAACCUCCUAAGACUUGGAUGUUCACAUACAUGGACAUCAAAAUUUUCUUUUUUUUUGCACCAUAAUACUUAAUUGUGUGUAACUGGAACCUGUUGUACACAAACGUGGACAAUUACACUGCUUCAUGUUCAAAGAAAAAUAUUUGGUCAUU